Candidula unifasciata is the source of this 1701-nucleotide messenger RNA. NCBI's taxonomy places the organism in Eukaryota, Metazoa, Mollusca, Gastropoda, Stylommatophora, Geomitridae. The record is from the annotation of a GenBank genome assembly.
AUGGCCAACCGGAUAGCACCACAUCUGGUGUGUCUGACACUCGCUUGCCUGCUGGCUGCCGCCUGGGCGGCUGACACAAGUAACAACACUGUCGAGGUGUCGCUGAACCCAGGACAACAACUGCGGGGCUUCUACCGCGCGCUGGCUACAGGAACCGUCAUCUACAAGUUCUGGGGGAUACGUUACGGCCAGCCUCCAACAGGUGACAAGCGAUUUUCUCAACCUGAAGCAGCACCAGAGUGGCAAGGAGUUCGUGACGCCCUAGACUUUGGACCCAGGUGCUGGCAGUCUCCAGUAGGGAAAGGCGAGUCCGAGGAUUGUCUGUUUCUGAAUGUCUUCACGCCCACCUUGAAUGGGUCGAUCCCCGUGAUGGUUUGGAUCCACGGGGGCGCUUACAACACAGGAUCAGGGUCGGACUUCCGGUAUGACGGCUCAACGCUGGCCGACAGGGGAGUGGUCAUAGUGACCAUCAACUACAGGCUUGGAGCGUACGGGUUCCUCUCCACCGAGGAUGACGUCAUGCCCGGUAACUACGGGCUUCUGGACCAGGUGUUGGCGCUGAAGUGGGUACAGAAGAACAUCCACGCUUUUGGCGGCGACCCGAAUAAGGUGACCAUAUUCGGUGAGAGUGCUGGGUCUUCCAGCGUGUCCCUACACGUGUUGUCUCCCCUGUCAAAAGGCCUCUUCCACAGGGCCAUUAUGCAAAGUGGCUGCUCCCUGAGCGUCUGGGCGGUGGAGAGACCAGCGUCCGAAAUCAGUGUGGAGCAGUACACCAGACAGGUAGGAGCUAGAGUGGGAUGUAGUGACGAUGACUCCGAGAAGUUCCUGACUUGUCUGAGGAAGGUCGACGCCCAAGAACUGUUUAACGCCAGCUACGUGUUCAAACACGAAGUGGAUAUCGACAUCAUCGCACCGCCGAGAGUGGAGACCAAGUUUGGCUUCCUGCCGCACUACCCCCAGUAUAUCCUGGACAACGGCCUCUUCAACAAAGUGGACACCAUCAGAGGCUUCAACUCCGGCGAGUGGUCCUUCGUCAUCAAUGACGCUGACGAAGACGGAUUGACCAGGCGCGAGUUUGCCAAAAACUUUGCCAACGCUUUCAGUUCCUACUCGCUGAACAACAAAACCAAGAAGCACCUGUUGCAGAUUGUGAAGAGCGUCUACCUUGGCAACGAAACGAACCCGAUCGCAAUCCGCUCCAGCCUGAUUGAGGCCUUUAGGGACACGCUGUUUGCUGCCUCCGAGCUGCUCGAGUUGGAGAAGAUGCUGUCUCACGGCGGCGAGGGCUUCAACCACUAUGUCUACGAGCUGGCGUACCGUGUGCAGUCUCUCCUAGAGCUCCAGAGCCUAGGGCCCGAGUGGUGGGGAGUGAUCCACUCCGGCGAUCUCCCUCUGGUCUUCACGGAUGACCAAGUGGGUCUCGUGGCAUCCAUGACAUCUCCCGAAGACCUGGCUGUCGGCAACAAAAUACAAACCUGGUGGACCAAUUUCGCCAAGUUCGGUAACCCGACUGCCACAAAAGUUGACGAGGACGGAGUUGACGUUCGCUGGGAUCAAUACACGUUAAACAGUCCCCAGGUCUUGACCAUUGACCUCAAGUCCACGUUAGCUCCCUACUCCCGCCAGUCGGCGCUGCAGCUGUUUGAUGACAUCCUGACCUUCCUGAAGAGUCCCAACGCUACCAGCGCCACGAGUGGGUAA